AUGCCGUGGGCACACAACUUUCCAAAUAAACAUGAGAAAGAAGAAGUAUAUCUAGAUGAACAGUUAACUGAAAGAAGCAACAGGAGUUUGAGGGUCGAGAGGGGUCAGACAAGGCGCACGCUUACAAGAGGCAGCACGCGACUGUGCGACGGGUUAAGCUAUAACGGCCACAUUUAUAGACAAGUUUUCCGAGGGAAAACCCGUGCCGUUUCUGUGUCUGGUGCCGUUUCGGUAUUAUUUGACUGUGCUUUUGGGGUAAAGUGUUCGAGCCUAAUUCUGAAACUUUCAUUCUGGGGCAGGUCCCCAGAAUGGUUGAAAUACGUGCAGAGUUCAACGAAAUCGAAGAUGCGAUUCUUAAAUAGGCAUUGUGCCACCCGUCAGCUUCACAAUAUGACAGCUGCGCAAGCAACUUUCCUUUUUUGCACUCUAUUGCAGGCCAUUUUUACAGAAGGUCAAAUACCCGAUUCCGAGCCGGAGUUCUUAGCUCCCCUGGAGAAUCACACAGUCACCCAGGGACGAGAUGUCUAUUUCACAUGCGUUGUUAAUCACUUAGGCGCUUACAAGGUUGCCUGGAUAAAGUCUGAUACAAAAGCUAUUUUGGCAAUACACAUUCACAUGGUGGCUCAGAAUCCUCGUCUUUCUGUAACACACAAUGGACACAACACGUGGAAACUACACGUAUCUAAUGUACAAAAGAACGACUCCGGCACGUAUAUGUGUCAGAUAAACACAGACCCUAUGCGAAGUCAGAUGGGUAACUUAGAAGUAGUGAUAUCACCAGAUAUAUUAUCAGACAACGAACCUAAUGACGUUACUGAAACCGUUGAAGGGGGCACAAUCCGCCUGAAAUGUAAAGCCACGGGAGUACCGGAGCCUACUGUCGCUUGGAGAAGAGAGGAUGGGAGUAAUAUAAUCUUAAGGCAUGAAGGAAGGGAUAAACAAGUACUGCGAGUCUUCGAUGGAGAAUCAUUGACGUUAAUGAAUGUUCAACGUACUGAUAUGGGUGCCUAUUUAUGCAUAGCCAGUAACGGAGUGCCCCCAUCUGUGAGCAAACGAUUCAACAUCAUUGUACAUUUUCAUCCCUUAAUUAGAGUUUCAAAUCAGCUAGUGGCUGCCCCAAUAACCAGUGAUGUCCACGUACAGUGCUACGUAGAAGCAUCUCCGAAAGCCAUGAACCACUGGAUGCGAGACAACGGUGAAAAACUGAUUCCUAGCUACAAAUAUAUCAUGGAAGAAUCGAUUAUCAACGAAUAUUCAUUACAAAUGAAUUUAACAAUUCUCAACUUGGAUAAAACUGAUUUUGGAGGAUACGUUUGUACAUCUUCCAAUGCUUUAGGAAAGUCUGAAGGUCUAGUAAGAUUACAAGAGAGAGUAGUAAAAUCUACAAGUACAGCGAGUACCCCAAAAUAUAUAGAAACUAAACCUCGAAAACCAAGUUUCAAAGACAAAUCGAAAAAAUUGAAACCUUUACGAAAAAAAGAGAACAAUGACAAUAAAAACGAAGAGGAACAAUUAGUUUCAACUCAUUUACUACCUGAAUUUCCUACAUCUAUUCCUACAGUUAGCACACUUAUCACAACUAGUCACCGAUCUUGGAUAAACGUAAGAGAUAACAACAGAUGCGCCACUACGUCAUUGAAUAGAAAUUGUUAUUGGUUGGUAGCUUUUACUUUGUUAAGAAUUUGUUUUUAUGAUUAAACUAUUCUUAUGAACGAAUUGACAUAUUUUAAAAACAACAAAAUGGGAUACAGUAAAUAUUUUUUAAUCAAAUAGGAUUUACGAUUUUUAAGCUGGGGGUGAAUGUCUCAGCUUCAGAAAAAUAUAUUACAUUGUAUAAUCUAGAAUUUGAUAAAUUUAUUCACUCCACUGAUAUAAAGUUAUUCAAUUAGUUGAGUUACAAAUGAAAGACACUGUGAAGAUAUUUUAAAAGAAGUACCAAAUUUUACAUUUUUAAUAAAGUGAUUGUAGAGGAAACUACAUAAAAUUUGUUCUGUUUGGAAUCUGUUUUUUUUUUCAAUUUAUCACCUCUAAAAAUAAUUGAAAAUGUGUAUUUUUCAUGUACUGAAAUUUUCAAUGAUGAUAUGUGUUGCAUUCACCCCUGAGAAAAUGAUAGUUUCAUUACCAUUUUUUCUAGAAUUCGUCUUCCUUGUAUUUGUAUAAACUCUCGUCUGAGUUCCAUAUCAACGUGUCUUCCCAUUUUGAAAAGUAUUUUUUUACUCUGCCUAUGCCGAGACUUCAGCAUUAGGUAAUUUUAUAAAUGUUAAAAAUAAAUUGUAAGAUCAGUUUAGAGUAUAGAGAAAUACUGAGGCCUCUGUAUAGUUUAAUAUCGAUGAAUUUCACACAUUUCAAGAUGCAAUCAACAGGGUCUUUCAACAUUUAGAUUUUUCUUGUAAGAAAUCAACACACUUCUACAAAAAAAAUCAAUAUGUAUAGAAAAAAUACGUGGAAAGUGCCAAACUAUCUUUAAUUUAUUUGUAAAAUAUUUAAAAGCCUGUGAAUUGCAAAAUAAAAACAUGGUUGAAUAAUUAAACAAAUUAUAAAGUUUUUACUAAGGUGGAAAUUCAGGAACCGUUGUAGUAAAAACGGCUAGGAACUUCAAUUUAAAUUGCUCCUGCGAUAUUGUUUUUUUUAAAUUGUAGGGCGUAACGUGCACAUCACUUAUGAAGAAUCACACCCUAAAGGGGGUGUGACCCCCCCAAAAUACGCGUCAAACUUAUUUUUUUAGGUAAUUUCAGAAUAUCUCAGAAAUCAUUUUCUUAUCAAAAAAAACAGAAAGGGCACAAAA
Diorhabda carinulata is the source of this 2785-nucleotide messenger RNA. Its product is annotated as lachesin-like. The transcript is spliced from 11 exons. Gene Ontology annotation, cellular component: neuron projection. The coding region runs from base 1 to 1698 and encodes 565 amino acids. Lineage: Eukaryota; Metazoa; Arthropoda; Insecta; Coleoptera; Chrysomelidae. The record is from RefSeq and is a predicted model, not a curated record.